Molecule: messenger RNA, 11554 nt
Organism: Pelobates cultripes (western spadefoot toad)
Lineage: Eukaryota; Metazoa; Chordata; Amphibia; Anura; Pelobatidae
Source: the annotation of a GenBank genome assembly
AUGAUUGCAGCAGCUGUAGCUGCGUCCAUGGAAAAGGCUUUGGCUAAGUCGUUCCAAUUUGAACAAGAUGCAUCCAAGCCCAUUCCGAGGACUAUGAUUCCUCCAGGGAACGCUCCCACCCCCCUAAACGCCAUUGGAAAGGCGAGGCUAUGGGACCACAACCUUUCUACACGGAUUCAUCUGCCCGCCAUUGAUUCCAUCAGUUUAGGGGAUCGGACCGUGGCGAAAUUCUCCAACGGUAAGUCACCAUUCUAUACUACCCCUAACCUCUUGCCAUAUCGCAGGUCGUGUUUCUCUUUUUUUCCAGAAUUGGGCAGACCUAUCCUCCGACACAUGGAUACUUCAGACGGUGCGGGGCUAUCAAAUAGAAUUCGAGACGAUGCCACUCAAACAGACCCCACCACGCCCGAUUCAAUUUUCACAGGCGGACGCUUGUGUGAUAGAUUCAGAACUUCAGGACAUUCCAAAGGUGCCAUCCAACCAGCUCCGGAUUCAACCGGGUUCUACAGCAAUAUCUUCCUGGUCAGGAAGAAAACUGGGGAAUUCCGACCCGUCAUCAACCUCAAGGAGCUCAAUUCCUACGUGGUGUACCACCACUUCAAAAUGGAGGGUAUCCACCUUCUGCGGGACCUACUGCGAGACAACGACUGGUUCACGCGUCUAGACCUAAAGGACGCAUACCUCACAAUCCCCGUACACGAAAGGAGCCACUCAUAUCUCAGUUUCUACUGGCACGGGACACCUUGGCAAUUCACCUGUCUCCCGUUUGGUCUCAGUUCGGCCCCAUGGUAUUUCACCAAAAUGAUGAAACCGGUAAUGGUGAGACUGAGGCCCAGGGCAUAAGAUGCAUUGUCUACCUCAACGACAUCUUGAUAUUCGACGAGGAUGCAAGGACCCUAAAGAGGCACACAGACUACACUGUACACCUACUCGACUCACUGGGCUUUGUUAUCAAUGGCCCCAUGUCAUCACUGACUCCCGGUCAGUCGAUCGAAUUCCUCGGAUUCGAGAUAGACUUAACAUCGUGCACUCUACGCCUCCCGACCGCAAAAAUUGCCACCAUCCGCAGAGAAAUUUGGAAGGUACUUCGACUAACAUCCAUACCUUUACGACUGCUGGCACGGAUCGUGGGCCUUCUCUCGUCAUCCAUUCAGGCCAUCUUUCAAGGACCCCAGCAUUACAGAGCCAUGCAACGCCUCAAGGCAAAGUUCCUUCGCAAAAAUCCAACAUACGACCAACCGGUCCCUAUGUCGGACGAGGUUCAGGAGGAGGCCUGCAGGCAGGCCUGGAACAGCCGGGCAAUAUUCGGAAACCAACCAGACUUCAUACUUGAGUCAGAUGCCAGCCGCUCAGGCGGGGGAGCAACAGACGGCACCUCCUCCACGGGAGGAGUGUGGACUCCCCAAGAACGUUCGAUGCAAAGGAACGAUCCAACUGCUGCAUCCUACUCCGGAUGGACAAUGUCUUGGCGGUAAGAUACAUCAACCGACUCGGAGGCACCCGCUCCCAAACACUAGUAGAACUCACAAAGGAAAUCUUCGAUUAUUGCCUGCCUCGCAACAUCACGCUGUUAGCGGAACACCUACCAGGGGAAUCCAACACGACAGCGGAUUGGUACUCACGCCACUGGAGGGAUGCCAGCGACUGGCAACUAGACCCUCAUAUUUUCACAAUUCUGGAUGCACAAAGGGGUCCCUUCUCCCUGGAUUUAUUCGCAUCCCGCAACAACCGUCAGACGAAGGACUUCUUCAGUUGGCUCCCUGAUCCGGAGAGUCUAGCAACGGACGCGUUUCUUCAACAAUGGCCACAACACGGAGCUUACACAUUCCCACCAUUCUCAAUGAUUACGAGGGUUCUUCACCGAACCCGCAUGCAGAGGGUGAUACUGACCCUCAUUACACCUCUAUGGCAAAGCCAACCAUGAUUCCCGGAUCUUCUGGAGCUGUCGAACAGGGAUCCCCUCCUCCUACCAAACACUCCGACCAUUCUCAGGAACCCGACGGGACUACCCCAUCCGCUGGUCAAGGAGGACCGGCUCCCCCUGGUGGCCUGAACUCUUUCAGGGGUUCCUGGCGAACCGAGGAUUUAUCGCAGGAAACUAGGGAUCUCCUAUGGGAACAAGGAGAUGCUACUUAGCAGCAUGGCACUGCUGGACAACUUGGUGUCUGGGACGGGAUCUCAAUCCCUUUACGGCACCUAUUCCCUCCAUCAUGAAUUUCCUCACCUCUCUAUUCACAGCCGGGAAAUCAAACCGGUCCAUCAAUGUGAUACGUUCAGCCAUCUCAGCGGCUCAUACGCCGACUCAAGGGACACCAGUAGGCCAGAACCCACUCAUCUGUAGACUCCUCUGAGGCAUGCACCUUCGGCGCCCCCCGGAGCCCAAAUACUCGAGACUUUGGGACGUUGGCAUAGUCUUACAGUUUUUACGAGACUGGCCUCCUAACGAGAAUUUAUCACUCCGCCAGCUUACGGCAAAAUUCACCUUCCUACUCUGCCUAGUCUCCUUUCGUCGGGUGUCCGAUGUACGCGCUUUUGACGCCAACGCAUUUACCUUUUGUCCAGCGUGAGUAACCUUCCAGGUCUCUAGGUGCACGAAGUUUGACUCUUCCUCUGUCUUUUACCCCUUUUUUCCCUCAGACCCUCAGCUCUGUGUGGUCUCUACUCUUCGUUGAUACAUGGAAGCAACCGCGACGUUGCGGCCUACUUCCAAUCGUCAACUUCUCAUCUCUUACGUUCGCCCCUAUGCUCCAGUCUCGGUUACUACGUUGGCCAGAUGGGUUAGAUGGCUCUUAGCCCUUGCCGGAAUAGACCAGGUUUUUGGAGCACACUCAGUUCAAGGGGCCGCGGCCUCUUCCGCCUACGCGGCAGGGGCCUCCCUUCCAGAUAUCUUCCGAGCGGCGGACUGGACUAGAGAAUCCACAUUUAGGACAUUCUACUUCCAUCCUCCAUCUAAUCCAGAUUUUGCUCUACUUUCUCAGUGUUGAAAUUGCAAAAUACGAAGCCUCCUGUCAUGUGAUAAAAUUGAAUAUUAUGCUAGCUUUAGUGUACAGAUAAUCUUAAUUUUAAUAAUGACAGGAGGCGAGUAUUUUCCCUCCCUGCUCUUACGCUCUUCCCUCCCUGUGUUUUCAUGCAUAUUUCUAUCUCUUUGUUCCAUGUUAUUAUUGUACUAAUGCCUAAGUUGGGUUUCUUCUCACACUUAAUAAAGAUAUACCAUGUGGGUGGGAUGAUUUACUUAGCAUCAAUAGAUGAGAGGAAUGUAUUCGCUCUAUUUCAAUAAUGAUGGUUUACUUAAUCAUAAGGGAUAGACAGCUCAUUGUUUUUACACAACCAUAGCUGGAAUCUAACACCCUUUAUAUUCUCGUUUCAGUUUAACCAGAUGAAUCAGGACACUAAAGACUCCAUUCAAGAUGUCAUCAUCGUCUUGUCAUGGAAGAUCGUCACUUGACAUAAAGAAGUCUUCCCUUGGAGUCUACCUGUUUAUGUUCAAUUUCAUGUUAUGAGUUAUCUCUAUUGUUUUUCUGCAUUGUGAUCUUGUGAUGUCGCAUGCUUUAAGAGGAAAUGAUGUCAUACGUUACACCUCUUAUACUCAAUACUGCAUUGUGAUUGGUUCUCAGUUAUGUCACUCUUUUCUUUGCUGCUAUGAAGUUAGUAAAGAAAGAUUAUGCAAAAUACUCACCUCCUGUCAUUAUUAAAAUUAAGAUUAUCUGUACACUAAAGCUAGCAUAAUCUUCAAUUUCUCCAGAUCAGUUAUGGUGCAACAGACCCUCUGUUAAGUAACCGAGUGAGUUACCCGUUCUUUUAUCGCACCGUUCAAGGGGAUGAGAUUCAAUAUCUAGGAAUUUCAAAAUUAUUAAAACGUUUUGGAUUUAACUGGGUUGGUAUCAUUACAUCAGGUGAUGAAAGUGGAAGAAGAGCUCUCCAGUAUCUCACAAAAGAGUUAACCAGACAUGGAAUUUGUGUGGAGUACAAUAUUCAGUUUGAUAAAAAAGAUAACUAUGCUAAAGCUACUGAAAUCAUUAAACAAACAACAACGCAGAUAAUAAUUCUAUGUGGAUCUUGCAAUUCUCAACUGAGAACUCUUCUCGCAAAAAGCAAGGAUGCACUAAUUAAUAAGACAUUAAUCCUUCCUGCAUCUUGGGCUUCUCAUCUAGAACUUACAGAGAUUGCUACCACAUCAUCAAACUGCAGCUUAUUGCUAUCACCUCCCAGAGGAUACAUUCCUGGCCUUCAAGAAUUCUAUGACAAUGUUCACCCAUCCAGUCACCCAAAUGAUACACUACUGGAAGAUAUUUGGAUAUGUCUUCUCAGUUGCUUAUCAAAAAAUCUAAAUAAAAACAAAUUUUUCCCAUUGGUGCUUCAUCGACAACUUCAUACCUGUACGGGGAAAGAACAUAUACAACAAAGACAAUAUAACAUGACACUUGACACAACUCCUUAUAAUGUGUAUUCUGCAGUGUAUACCAUGGCUUGGGCUCUAAAUGAUAUCCAUUUGCAUGACAUUAGAGAGUCAAAGGAAAAGAAAAUAAGAACAUACAGAUCUAAGGUAAAUAUGUGUUUCAAACAUUUCAUAAGCAGUCUAAUAUUAAUAUUAAUAAAUGCUUAGUGUUUUACAGGGAGUAAUGGUGGACAGUUAGUCCAGCAAUCUCAGUCAAUCAGGCUGUGCAGAUUGGAAAAUUGACAUUCAUAAUUUGAAGGUGUUAAUUUCCCAGUAUAAAUUUGUCUAUGUAAGCACAAACAAGUGGCGCUAAACAAUAUAUGAAAAUAAAAGAAAAACAAAUCCCAGUGUGUCUAAAACCAAACCAGUGUUUUAGUCACCCUUAAAACACUUACAUUGGUACAAAUGGAUACAGGAAAAGAUGGUUUUGUGCACACAAUGGAUAACUGAUGAGAUAGUCUGUAACAUAAACAUCUAUCAUAGGGCAAUAUGCAUACAACCAAUAUCUGGUAUAAAAAAUAAUUAGGAGCACUCACACUUUAGAGAGCCAUAUAAGUCGGCUCUCUACUGUAGUAGCAUGUAGAAUACUCAAUACUGUAGUUGGAAUGGUCCCCCAGGAACAAGAAUCAAAUUCUGUCUGGAUACAAUCAGGAACCAAAAUAAAAUAUAAAUAAAAAUGGAGUCCUUGUCCAUUAAAGUCCAUGUUAAGUGACCUUCUCAUCAUGGUUGUCCUUUUCGGAUGUUUACGUCCGGUAUUCUGUCUUCCGGUAUUCCGUCGGAACGUCAUUUCCGCUUUCGUCACUUGACGACGUCAUUUCCGUUUUCGUCAUGUAAACUAAGAUUUCCGGCUAUACACCUAAAAAAACGUCACUUCUGGUUCGCGUCAUUCAGGAGGAGGAGUGACAAACAUCCUCCUGAAUGGCAUAAAAGGCUAUAUUUACAGAGUCCAUGUUAAUUUGUCCAAAUACACCUCAUAAUAAAGGGCGAAAAAAGGAGGAAAGGGAUGGGACGAAAUGUAUUAAUAAAUAAUUACACAUAACAAUUUAUGCUUAACUUAAUAAAACAGAGAUAUGAAUAAAACAAUGUAAGAAACAGUAUAUAUAUAAAAAAAGAAUUAUGUUCUAAAGAAGAAUAAAGGGUCCUUCUCAAUACAAAGCUAGAAAUACACAUCUAAAAUAAAAUCUUUUAGAUGGGCUGGACAAGAUCUUACAAGUGGUUGGAGGAAGUAAUCUAUAUAUUGAGAUAGCUGGGUUAAAACUGAGUCUAUUCCUGAGACAAUUGGUCUUCCAGGUGGGUUAUCUAGGCUUUUGUGAAUUUUAGGUAGAACAUAGAUUACCAGUAUUUUUGGAUGUUCUACUUUAAGAACUUGUAAGAUCUUGUCCAGCCUAUGUAAAAGAUUCUAUGAGUCUUUUAAAUAUUUUAAAUGAUUUUAAGUGGGAAGAGGAAUAUUUUUUAGUCACAUGUGAUGUGACUAGUCUGUAUACCAUUAUCGAGCACCAAAAGGGAGUCCAAGCUGUGGAAUUUUAUCUUGAACAAUUGAAAGAAUUUACAGAAAUGCAAAUUUAAUUUUUAAUUAAGGGGAUCUUAAUGAUUUUAACUAACAAUUAUUUCUGGUUUCAAAAUGAUUUUUAUCUACAGAUCCGUGGCACAGCUAUGGGGACCAAGUUUGCCCCAAGUUAUGCGAAUUUAUUCAUUUCCUAUUGGGAGAGGACUUUUGUGUACCAAGGACAUGGGUAUGGGGCAAACUUGGUCCUCUAUAAAAGGUAUAUUGAUGAUAUUUUUAUGGUAUGGAAAGGAACAGUGAGUGAUUUUAACCAAUUUUUUAAGCAUCUUAAUCUAAAUGAUUGGGGGAUUAAAUUGACUAAAAGUAUCAGCCUUGUCUCUAUAGAUUUUUUAGAUCUUAAUAUUUUAUCUCCAAUAACCAGAUCAAAACUAAAACGUUUUUUUAAACAAGUUGAUAUUAAUAGUUUUAUAGAUAUAAAUAGCUGUCAUUAUGAUCCCUGGUUAAGCAACAUAACAAAGGGUCGAUAUUUACUGUUGAAACGAAAUUGCACAGACCAAAAGGAUUUUAAUGAACAAUCAGAAAUUAAAAAAACAAAACAAUUUGUACAAAAGGGGUAUAACGAAGAUGCACUUUUACAGAGUUUUAGAAUGGUUGAUGCUAUUGCAAGAUCAGAUUUACUUAAAUAUAAAGAUAAACAGGAGAUAGCAAAAACAAACCAAAUUCCCUUUAUUUUUAAUUAUUCUAGUAAUACAGGAAUCCUUAAGAAUACCAUUAAUAAAAAUUGGCAUAUCCUACAACAAGAGCAUGAUAUUAAAGAAUUUCUGGGAGAAAAACCUAAGUUUAUCUUUAGGGGUGCCAGGAAUCUAAAACAAAUUCUUACAUCUAAUCAUGUACGUGGAGAAGAAAAACUGACAUUUAUAGAUGAUUGGUCUAGAAAAAAAAAGGCUUUUUCCAUUGUGGGUGUUGCAAAGAUAUGUUUAUAUCAUCUAUAACCAAUAAACAAUAUUCCGUAUCUUCUUUUAUCUCCUGUGAGUCAAAAAAUGUUAUUUAUCUUUUAAACUGUAAAUGCGGUUUGCAGUAUAUAGGAAAAACCUCAAGAUCUUUAAAAAUCUGCAUAAAUGAGCAUAUCAGAAAUAUAAGAAAAGGUUUUCCAAACCACAGUUUCUCUAAACAUUUUUCAGAAGUGCACCAAUCUAACCCUAUAGAGUUAGAGUUCUUGGCUAUCCAAAAAGUUUCAAAUAACUGGAGAGGUGGGGAUAAUGCCCUUAAUCUUAGUAAAAAAGAAAGUGCUUGGAUUUUUGAUUUACAGACAUUGCACCCUAAGGGGUUAAAUUUAGAUUUUGAUAUUGGCCCAAUUUUAUAAUUAAGUUUUGUUCUAAUAUUUGUGCCCCUUUUUAGUUCUUCUUAGCAUUUUAUUUUAGAUGUGUAUUUCUAGCUUUGUAUUGAGAAGGACCCUUUAUUCUUCUUUAGAACAUAAUUCUUUUUUUAUAUAUAUAUAUAUAUAUAUAUAUAUAUACUGUUUUUUAUAUUUUUUUAUUCAUAUCUGUUUUAUUAAAUUAAGUAUAAUUUGUUAUGUAUAAUUAUUUAUUGAUACAUUUUUACCCAUCCCUUUCCUUCUUUUUUCGCGCUUUAUUAUGAGGUGUAUUUGGACAAAUUAACACAGACUCUGUAAAUAUAGCCUUUUAUGCCGUUCAGGAGGAAGUUGGUCCCUCCUCCUCCUUAAUGACGCGAGCCGGAAGUGACAUAUUUUUAGGUGUAUAGCUGUAAAUCUUAGUUUACAUGACGAAAACGGAAAUGAUGUCGUCAAGAGAUGAAAGCGGAAAUGACGUUCCGGGGGUAUACUGGAAGAGAGAAAACCGGACGUAAACAUCCGUAAAGGACAACCAUGAUGAGAAGGUCACCUAACUUGGACUUUAAUGCACAAGGACUCCAUUUUGGGAGGGGAAUGAGAACCGGAAUUCCCAUAUAUGGGUCUGGGUGGGCGGGGUUUGUAUAUUACACAUAUGUGUGUUAUAUUUUUUAAUUGUGUAAGGUAUAAAAGCAUGCUAUAUGUUUGUACUAGUAUUGCACCUGAGGAAGACCAAAGCCAGUGGUCGAAACGCGUUGUGCUUAUCCAGUUUUUACUUUUAAUAAAAUAUUAUAUUUAUAUUUUAUCUUGGUUCCUGAUUGUAUCCAGACGGAAUUUGAUUCUUGUUCCUGGGGGACCAUUCCAACUACAGUAUUGAGUAUUCUACAUGCUACUACAGUAGAGAGCCGACUUAUAUGGCUCUCUAAAGUGUGAGUGCUCCUAAUUAUUUUUUAUACCAGAUAUUGGUUGUAUGCAUAUUUCCCUAUGAUAAUUGUUUAUGUUACAGACUAUCUCAUCAGUUAUCCAUUGUGUGCGCAAAACCACCUUUUCCUGUAUCCAUUUGUAUAAAUAUGUCUAUGAUGAAUGUGGUCUCCAAUCACCAAGAAGACCUCAUAUUUAUUUCAAACCAUUACUAAACUGUUUGACAUUAAACCUGCAAAUGAUUCUAGGACUUUAGUUAACUUGACCACCAGCACUAUCAGUCAGUCAAUGUUGUCUAAUUGAGAAAAUUAUUUGAUAAAGCGAAAGUGUUUAAUAUUGUAUUAUCAAUGCAAAUGGGGAAAGAGAUGAAGAAGGUCCUUCAGCACCCGGACAAUCCAAAAUGUUUUGACACUCCAAAUCCCAUCCAAUUAAACUGGGAAUCUUUGAUUCAAAGAUAAAGGAUACCGCACUCUCACAGUGAAAACCAGGUGCUUCAAAGAUCAGGUUGACCAAACCCAAUUUAGUAGAUUUUAGUAGAAAGUAGGUCCAGGCACUCAAGGUUAUUUCAAAAAGGCAGAUUUAUUGAAUAUUGAAUGUGCAACGUUUCGACCUUCAUAGAGUCCUCUGUAAAGGCUGAAAUGUUACACAUUCAGUCAUGGACUAAUCAAUAGGUUUCUGAUUUUUCUCUUAUCUCUCUGCAGCUCUGGAAAAAGUUCCAUUAGAAUAACACAUGCAGGACAAGCCUCUCAUUUAAUUUCUCACAGCAAAGGGAAUAUAUAGAUUUUUGGUCUAGGGUUUAUAACAUUGUUUAGCCAAUCACUGUUGGUGCAGUGUCCUUUGUUAACCAAGCAGUUCUAACAUUUCACACUAUUUUGAACUAGAUAAGUGAUUCUGAUCAGUACAAGUCAGGGUACGGUUUAGUAUGUGCUUUGCAAGCAAAGAGAGAGGCCCCUAACGUUAGCAUUUUAAAACAUUUCAGUGAGACAGCUAAAAAGUCUGUGUUACAGUACCCUCAGCAGUAAAUGUAGAAAAUCGCCGUUUAGUGAAUGCUCCCCGUUCGCAAUAGCAUAGGCUGCAUGCGUAUCUAGUACAAUCAUGCGAACCGCAAGCAAGGGAACACUGCAAACUCAUGAACGGGAUCCGUAUGGGCACUUCACUCCACGAGCUCCAAACUCACAAAUCGCCAAUAGUAGCUGAAUGCAUAUAUCUCCCAAGCGGCUAAUAAUCCCAUCCAGCAGUCUCUAGUCAUCGAUAAUAAAUCCCCCCAAUAACGAGACCAAGCUCCGCAUUCAGGGUAAAACAAGAAAUGGCUUUACUGUGGGCUACCUGCCCGUAUUUAUGCAGGUCUCCCACUUGGUGGACACUCCCCUAGGGGACCAAAUGGGAGACUGUAACAACAGACAGACAUAUGGCAAGUUAGGACCCACAGACACAGAAUAUUCCCAGCAUACAUUAGUAUUUCCUCCCCUCUGCCCUGGAGAUAAUUGAGAAGUAAUUCAAUUAUCUCCAGGACAAGGACAAAUCGCCAUUUUAAAUUCAGUAUAGAAAAACACAUAAAAAUAUAUAACUUGGCUUCUGUCGAAUGCUACCCAUUCGUAUCACAUAUCCCCAGAUAGCCUGGAUCUGAGGGCAUAUUAUUGGCGAAUAGCGUUCAGGUCCCAUAUGCACAGUUCAAUCGCCAUGGAGUCAAAGUCUAUUACAGUCCUUCGGUAUGCGAUUGACUCCAUGGGAAGGCUAUCUGGGGUAAGUCCAUUCGUAUGUUUAAACCUCCCGAACGGCCGGGGUUCGUAUCCUUCUGUCGACUGAGAAGGGGAGGUCGACGGCUCCAGCGGUGUUCGGCGAAAAGAGUGUCCAUUUUCAAUUCCAUGAAAUACAUGCCGAACACCGCUGGUCUUUCGAAUGGUUUAAAAUGGCCGCCGCCUCGUGGUCGACAUACGAACGACGACCACCCGGUAUUCGGUUCUUAAUUGAGAAGUGUCUGCGGUUAACCACACUGUUCUAAUUGGGAUCAAUAGGUUAACCAGCAGCACACUUCUCUUCUGGGUGGCCGUCCGUUCGGUAGUUUCAUUCGGCGGAAAAAGUCAAUUCACUGAACAGAUGCAUACGAACGGGUAAUUCCACAAAAAGGCAGACACAGGCAAACAGACAAAUCCAGCAACCAGUCUCUACACAGAUGGAUCUGUCACAGUCUGUAAUCAAUAUAUAUAAUGUGAUAUAUUAGACCUAAGCAUCAAAACUGGUCCCUUCUGUUUAUAACCUCCAAGCUACUUUUCACUGGACAGCCGCUGCUUUCUAACAUGUUAGCGAGUAGCGGCUGGCUACCCACUGCAAAUUUUAACAGUAACAACAUGCAGUUACCAGCAGGUGCUGUGAGGACCAGUUGAUGGCUAGUGGCUAAUCUCUUCCAUUAUUUUCUAUGGGAACCUCCAUCCCCUACUUAGCUACUGCUCUUUGACUUGUUUAACCAUAUUGCUAUUCACUAAAAUGAGAAUUCAAAGUGAAUUUCAAACUUAACAUAAAAAUAAACAAAUUGGAAUAAAAUCCUGAAGUCAGCUAUGCUUCCAUUUCAGCAAAUUUGACCUUAAAUUCUAAAUUCACUUUGAAUUUUCACUUUAAUUAUUAGCUCUGCAAGUGCCACUAACCCACAAAAUUAACACCAACCUUUGUCUUAGUGUAACAAGGUUUCUGACAGCUACCUCACUAUACAACAUGCUAAAACUAUUUCCACCAGUCUUUCUAUGUUUUAUCAACCAGCCGUUGCUUGCCUAUCAUUUGUUGAACUAUACUUACUCAGGUGUGUUUCUGUGCUUCAUCAGCCAGUUGAGAAUAUGCUUGGUAUUUGUAGCAGCCAACUUUAUUAAUUGAAUAUGUUUGUAAGCUUGGUAGUAAUUUGAAGCCGCUACAAACUUCCAACUGUUACAGUGAAAGCUUACGGCAGCUAUUUACUGACAAGACUCUAGACAAGAUUUGGAGAUCUAUUCAAGGUCUCUUAUUUUACUCUAUAUAUUGUUUGUCAGCUACAACUUACAAUCGAAUACCGUUGUAUUCAUAAUGCCAUUGAAAUUGUUAUGAGUAACUUGUUAUUUUACAAUCAACUCUUUUUUAUCCUUGAAAGGUGAAUAGCUAUUUGAAGAAAGUGCGUUACACUGACCUCGCUGGCAAUGAUAUAUUUUUUAAUGAAAAAGGAGAGUUACCAACUUCUUAUAAGAUUCUGAACUGGGUAACUAAAUUUCAUGGUGAUAAGCUGGAGUUCACUAAUGACCAAGUGGGUCUGUUUAAUGAGUCACAUGCAGAUGACCAGCAAAUAAUUAUUGAAGAAUGGAAAAUAUUAUGGAAAAAUGACAAG